Exaiptasia diaphana is the source of this 1967-nucleotide messenger RNA. RefSeq names its product ZP domain-containing protein-like. NCBI's taxonomy places the organism in Eukaryota, Metazoa, Cnidaria, Anthozoa, Actiniaria, Aiptasiidae. The coding region runs from base 144 to 692 and encodes 182 amino acids. The transcript is spliced from 2 exons. The record is from RefSeq and is a predicted model, not a curated record.
UCUAGUAUGAUGCAUACUUCAAAAUAACUUGGAAUAACUUGCAGCCUGCAGAUCUUCCCCAACACGAAGAAAGAAGUCUCCAAAACUCCUUUUUGUAUUGCAGAAGUAAUUGCUGUUGUUUUUGUUUAAUUAUCAGCUGCCCAAUGGACAGUACCAUGAUUUACAGAUACUAUCCAAGCAGUUCAGUACAGAGGUUUUCUAUCAAGUCGUUUCGUUUCCUCCGCACUAGCAAACGACUCGUUUACCUUCACUGUGAACUGUUGGUUUGUCAUCGUAAUUCAACCAACUCAAGGUGUUCAUCUGGUUGUGUCGGGUCUAGGCGACGUCGUGAUACUGAUGACUACGAUGAUACAAGUAAUUCGUAUGGCUUAUCAACUGGUCCCAUUGCUGGAGAUAAGAUUGAUUUGAGUGAAACUGAUCAGAACAAAGGUACCGAGCACAAGGUUCAAGGCAUGACUAUUGGUCUUAGUGUGAUGGGAGGGGUGCUGGCGUUAGUUUGUGUAGCCGUCAUAAUGAAGCUCGUUCACGCGAAGGUUUUGAAGUCAAGGAAGAGCAGAUCUGCUUCUGCAUAUGAGGUCAAAACCAACGAGGGAUCAGCAGCUUCUAACCUCGACGAUUGUCCUACUGAACACGCGGUGAAUGCCUACGAUGGGCCAGCGGCUUUCCAGCUGGAUGAAAUAGCGAAACCCUGACCUUGAACUAUGACUUAAGUUAACAUGUCUAAACACUCCUUGAUUUUUAAUCUUUUAGUAAAAAGAUCUAAUUGAUAGGAUAUUGUCAGGUUCAAAAACUCCAUGCAGUACGUCAUUGAAAAAUAUUUGCGAAAUUAUGCGCAUAGAGUUUUGCUUUCAGUUUCUUAGCUUUACACAAUCACGGCCUUCUCUACGGAAAAUGCAUGUAAUGUACCAACGUACGUGUGGAUAUUAGAGCGGAUUUCAUAUGAGUGGGACACCGUUACCGCACGGUUACCGCACAGUUACCGGACCUUGCCUUCACCAUUUUGGUGAACCAAUGGGGCACUAGAAUUUGGUUACAGUACGAUUACGGUCAAAGUAAAGUACCGUCCGUUUCCCAUUCAUACGAAAUCCGCUCUAACGGGUGUGUCACACUUUUAUUAGUAGCGUAUCCAGUUACUUUGAACAAUCGCACGUUGCUUUCCUUAAGAUCAAAUUAGACGUCACAACUGUUGCCAACAACCGCAUACAACCUGCCUAAGCCAAUGAUGGUUGGGCUGCCUGCUUGGUUUAAUGGCUGGGCUGCCUGCGUGGUUUAUGUGCGUGAAGUACAGCGGGGAAUUCUCAAUUUAUACCUGCGACUGUCGUGGUGAUUCGAAUCAAUUGACUAAUAGCCUAAAAGAUUUGGUAACCAUGUUGUAAGGAUGACUUAUUCUCAACAUGCAUCGUUCACAGAGGUCCUGGUCGUUCAUAACGCCAUCGUACGUGAGAAAGCAUUUCACGGAUUUGCUGUCAUGCAUACAUGCUUCGUUGACUUAUGCAGGYUGCAUGCGAUGGUAGUAAGUUCUGUCGUCUAAAUCGGCCUUGAAAACCUUUGCACCUACAGAAUAUACUACCAAUGAUUGUCAGACCAUUUUAUAUUAAGCAAUCCUUCUUAGAAAACCUGCGAUCCUAGACGCACCUAUGUGUAUAUUGAAUAUGUAAUCUAAACUUUAAACUUCAUGCCAAGUCGUUUUUCUUGCUUUUUGAGCAGCACGUAGUGCAUGAAGUACAGUUUCACUUCAAGCAUUGCAGAAGAAAAGGCAAAAAUGGUUACGAGUCCUGUGUUGCAGUUGUAGCUUGAUUUAGUAUGAAAGAGGUUUUAGAAAAAAUCAUAAUCAGUUUAAUUUAGAUAACAGUACAGCGCUUUGACUGGUUUACAGCAGAGCUUUUUCAUAUCAGCUGGCAAUAUAUAUUUGCUUGUUAUUGGUGAUCACUAAUAAAUCUCUUUGAGUUGCAGUGUUUUAUUAGAAA